AUGCGAGGAAUUUUUGCGAUGUUUAAUAGUCUGACCAAAACAUUGUUAUUGUUUUUUGGCCAGUUAAUACUUUUUCAUUACUUUUUUUCAACCAUAUCUUUGAGAUGUGUGUACUUAAAUAAUGUUUCAAUCCUACAUUUAAAGGCAAGCAAUUUUAAUUUAAACGAAAGCCCUCAACUUGAAACGGAUGACCCGCAGUUAUCUGGCUUGCUUGAGGAGUACCAAAGGUUAAGCACAAUUAGCAUAGAUCAGGAUGAAGAAUAUACAGAAAUUUCAAUAAUAAUGAGUCGAGAUUCCAUAGUAGAGCUUCUUUACACCAUAGAUAUGGCUAGAUCCGUUCUCAGUGAUUGGACUACAAAAUUUGAGCGUUUACAUCUGGGCCGUAGUUGUUUAGAUUUCAUCCGAGAUAUGAUUAGAAUAUGCCAAGGGAAAAGAUACAAAAAUUGUCCUCUUUGCAGAAAUAUUAUGACGAAUUAUUCGAAAGUAAAGAAGAUUAGUAGGGACUAUGAUAAAUUUAUGGAGAAGUUGGAUCAUUUAAAUAUUAGGCUGUUGGGCAUACGCGCUAAAACACAAUCUUAUAUAAAAGCAGAACAUGAAUAUGUAACGGUUCAAAAAGAAGAUAAAGACGUGGCUUUAAAAUUGUGUGAAUAUGUCCGUAGGUACUUUGCUUUUGAUAUAGAUGGUUUAUACAAUUUAUUUGAAAGAUACAAUUCACUUUAUUGUAAUACUUUAACUUUGUAUAUGGUAAAGGACAAACUAAUUACUUAUAAACCUUCAGUUUCUUUUAAAGGCAGAACUAAGCACACUAGUAGUAGUAGGCGGUUUUCAAGAAAAAGGUCGAUUUCAGUAAGAAAUGAGGCCUUUCCUCUAAAACAAAGAAGUAAUAGGCGGAAGUCUUCAAAGUCUAGAACAUCUUCUUCAUCGCCAGAAACAAAGGGUUACUUGAAACCUACAAUUAGCUAUAUUAACAAAAUUAAAAGCAAAAAAUCUGAGUAG
Messenger RNA from Cryptosporidium ubiquitum, 996 nucleotides. RefSeq lists its product as uncharacterized. Bases 1 to 996 code for a protein of 331 amino acids. The transcript has a single exon. NCBI's taxonomy places the organism in Eukaryota, Apicomplexa, Conoidasida, Eucoccidiorida, Cryptosporidiidae. The record is from RefSeq and is a predicted model, not a curated record.